UUUUUUUGUUCCAGCUGCAGAUGUGGUGAAUCGGUCAGUCGGUAUACUGAAACACCGACUUAUUUUUAUGAGGAUGCGCAGUUUUAUAUCAGUGAAUUAUUAUAUUUAACUGUGAUCAACAUGAAUCCACAUAUUGCUGGUUUGACCAGCAAAAAUAUUUUUUUAAUUGACUUCAAGGAACCAUAUGAUGAGAAAAAUCUCAGAGAUGAGACUACUACGAAUAUCCGUAGUAUUAUUUUUAGUCCUAAAGGCACCUACUUAGCUUACAGGACAGAUAAAAAAGUGGAGAUAGUGAGGUGUUCAGACUGGUCAGUGACAGCGACCAUAGAUGGAAAUAUCAAGGACAUGUUUUUUUCACCCCUAGAUAAUUAUUUCACCGUCUGGGAAAUGUUUAUGAUGACCAAAGAUAACCCUCAGGGCAAGCCAAAUCUGAGGAUAUACAAAUCAGCUACUGGAGAAGUAGCUGGCAUUUUUACACAAAAGAAUCAGACUGGAUGGGAGCCAAAAUGGACAUCAGAUGAGAAGCUGUUUGCCAUACAGUUGAACAACAGGGUGUUGUUUUAUGAAGAUGGCAACUUGGAGAGAUAUGUGCAGCAGCUGCAAGCGGAGAAGCUGCAGUCAUUCAGUGUGUCACCUAGUCCCGCACCCACAUACUACAUUGCUGUAUUUACUCUAGGCAAGGCCGGGCAGCCGUCUUUCUGGCGCGUGUUCAAGUACCCCGAGCUGGACGUGGCGCAGGCGGUGGUCAGCCGCUCGUCCUUCCAGGCUGAUAAGGCCACCUUCUACUGGAACCGACGCGGAACAAAUGUCUUUGCCAUGACGCAGACCGAUGUGGAUAAAACAGGUGGCUCAUACUACGGAAAACAAUCGCUUUCUUACGGCGAUGUUAAAGGGAACGCUGAAAACGUGACAUUUAGCAAGGAAGGUCCAGUGCAUGCGAUCGCGUGGAACCCGGGCAACUCCAACGAGUGGGUGGCGGUGUACGGGCACGCGCCCGCCAAGGCCACGCUCUUCAACGCCAAGUGCGAGCCGCUCUUCGAGUUCGGCACCGGCGCCUGGAACUCCAUAUACUUCCCGCCAGAAGGAAACCGCAUGCUGCUGGGCGGUUUCGGCAACAUAGCGUCAGGUCACAUUGAGGUGUGGGAGUUGCGCGGGUACCGCAAGCUCGGCGCGUGCUCAGCCCCCGACACUACCAGCCUGUCCUGGGACCCGCGCGCAGAGACCUUCCUCACAGCUACUACGUACCCCAGGCUCACUGUCGGCAAUGGCUACAAGAUAUGGCACUACACCGGCGUCUUAAUGCACAAGCGCAUGUGUGCCGAGAAAGAGAACUUACUGGCGAUCAGCUGGCAGCCCGGCAACUACCCCAAGAGCGAGCUGUCGAGGACUCCGCCCAAAGGAAUAGAGGACACGACCCCUAAGCCGGCGGCGGCGUACAGGCCGCCGGGAGCCAAGAACAGACCCUCGACCUUCACGCUACACGAACAGGAGAAGCCACAUAAGCCUGGAGAAACACCUAAUGUGGCGCCGUCCAAGCAAGCCUUGAAGCAGAAGGAGAAGCGAGAGGCUCGCAAAGCGCGCAAGGCGGAGGAGAAGGCUCGCGGAGACUCGUCCCCGCCGCCCGCCGCCGCUGCGCCCCGAGCGCCCUUCGUGUCCACCGGGGACCCCGAGAAAGACAAGAAGAUUAAGAACUUGAAUAAGAAACUGAGUGACAUAGACAAGCUGAAGCAACAGAAAGCUGCUGGAAAGCAGUUGGAGCUCAACCAACUAGCGAAGAUCGAUCAAGAAGAAGCCUUGUUACAGGAGCUCGCUCAACUUAGGUUAUGAUUGUGUAGGAGUGGACACCGACACUGCUACCAACCGUGCCUGCACUAUCAGCUCUUGAAGUACCUAUUGCUAUUGUGGAAGCGAAACACUGCGAAGUGGGCGUAGCGCUGUCUCGCUCUCGUAACAGCAAUAUUACUGCAGUAAGAGUACCUAUAAUAGUGAGUGCGUCUGCUCAGCGAUACUAAUAUACACAGCUUCUUUUUUUACAACCAUGUGGAAUAAGGUGACCUAUAUUAUAAUAAAUAUUAUACAAAAAGCGAGUUCAGAGCAAUCUGCAAAUUACAAUUUAAAAUACAUACAUAUGUGUAUGAAUUGAUUAAAUUUUCUUAUUACUUGUACUUUUUUGGUUUAAAAGUGGAAAUUAUUAAAGUUUUAUGUGAAAGUUUUGUGUAAUUUAUACCACAACUUGUUCUACAAGAAUUGUAUCAUAUUUAUUAUUCGUUAAGGAAAUUUGAAAAAAAAAAACACGUGUUCAGUGAAAUGUUUAAAGUUUGUUCACGUUCCUAAUUUAAGAGGACAUGCGUUUUGUUUAACUAUUUUUAUAUUCGGAAAGUGACUUGCGUCAUACUUAUAUAGUUUGCAUAAUAUAAGAAUUGAGAGUGUUGAUAUAAUAAUCGAAAUAUUAAAAAAAACCGGACUAACUUACAGUGCGCUCUGGCUGAGUUAAUACGCGUUUGAUUGUUCGCGAGUGUGGUCCUACAGAUGCUAUAUUUUUUCAUGAAAAUCUGUUAUAAUAUGAGAAGGAUUAAUACAUUGUUUUUAAUUUGUUGAUAUAUCGUAAGUGUAAUAAAUUGCCGAAAACUUUCUUGUGACGAACACAAAGUGAUUGUUAAUUUGUUAUACAUAUAAGUAUAAAAAUGACGUUUUGAAUAAAUAUCAAGACAAAUCUGGUUACUAUUUUUUGUAAAA
Messenger RNA from Trichoplusia ni (cabbage looper), 2736 nucleotides. RefSeq names its product eukaryotic translation initiation factor 2A (gene eIF2A). Gene Ontology annotation, molecular function: translation initiation factor activity; mRNA binding; ribosome binding. Gene Ontology annotation, biological process: translational initiation. Gene Ontology annotation, cellular component: cytosolic small ribosomal subunit. The transcript is spliced from 12 exons. Bases 121 to 1827 code for a protein of 568 amino acids. NCBI's taxonomy places the organism in Eukaryota, Metazoa, Arthropoda, Insecta, Lepidoptera, Noctuidae. The record is from RefSeq and is a predicted model, not a curated record.